Mustela erminea (ermine) is the source of this 1554-nucleotide messenger RNA. Its product is annotated as skin secretory protein xP2-like. Lineage: Eukaryota; Metazoa; Chordata; Mammalia; Carnivora; Mustelidae. The transcript has 2 exons. The record is from RefSeq and is a predicted model, not a curated record. The coding region runs from base 1 to 1044 and encodes 347 amino acids.
AUGAAUGGGCAAACCCGACCACAGACUGAAAGCGCGUUAGAAAACCGUGAGCUGGCAGGGAGCCAGCAGGGCCCCUUUGGGGGAAUCAACCCUUGUGCAAGGGGCCUGGGAGAAGGGGCUUCCAGGCUGGACGGGGGAGGGUGCGUCCCGCAUGUGGGGUUCCCGGAAGUAAGAGCCACCAGUUGGGAGGGUCUUGUCGGGAAGCCUUGGGUGGGGGGUAACCAGGCCCCGGGGAGGCAGGAGGAGAAGGCAGACCAGGGGCUCAGAUCUGGCUCAGGAGGAGGGGGAGCUGGGAACCCCCAGAGUGGUUCUGCGAUCCCCGGUUUGUCGAUCCAGCUAGAGGCUCCCCAGCGCGUGAGCCUUGCCCCCACUUCCCCUGACCCCCGGCCGCACACAAGGCAGGCUUGGUACCCAUCACCCGUGGCCUCUCCGGUGCCUGUGGGCUGGGUGGGGUCUGCUUGGGGUGGGAGCCCACUGCCCCGUCCAUGGCAUAGGGGACGAGGACGGGGUGAGGAGCCCCAGCCUGCUCCCCACGCUCAGGCCGAGGCCCAGGGGGACACAGCACAGCGAGGGCAGCUGGGGCUGGCCAGGAGCUGCAGAGCUGUGCCAGGCGGACAAAGGACACGGCGGCUCCAGGGGCUCCCGUGCAGGCUGUGGAGGGCGGGAGUCGCAUGCCUGAGCCUGCCCGGACAGGGACCACAGGCAGUGACCCCAAGACAGCAAGUCCACAGUGUGAGGCCAGCACUGGCCGCGCGCACCAGGGUAUGGGGUGCUGGGCAGGCCAAGAGCCCCCCAACCCCGCCGCCCGUCCCUCGUGCUGGAGGCUGCUCCAGGCCCUGUCCGCCUUGGGGAAACCAGCUCCGAGGUUGGGCUGCCCAGGGGAGAAGAGCCAUGCCUGGGCCUGCCCGAAGUUCCCGGGCCGCUCCCACCAGCGUCUCCCUGGGCCUGGGAGAGGACAGCAGUGGCCAAGACCACGGGAGGCGGGCCCUGCUGACCAGUGGGGCAGCCAGUCCUGGGGGGCCUAGGCAGUCUGGGGCGGGGUGAAGGUUGGGGCACCGCGCAGAGAGCUGGCGGCAGGGGGGCUGGGAGGGAGGCGGGGUGAGUGGGCUGCUGCACCUCGAGGCUGGGCUCUCCCUCCCCAGCCAUGCUGCAGGUAGAGGUGAAGCCUCUGGGACGGAGCGGGGAGCAGGACCCCGAACUGAAGGUCGCGUGGGGGCCUUGGCGAGCCGACGGCGUGGGAGCCGGUGGAGCUGGUCACCAGUGAGGGGGUCUGUAGGCUGAGGACAGCUGGGCCGAAGUCCCGCAGCUGCCCUGGAACACUGGGGGGGGGGUUAGCUCCCCCAGAGUCUUGGGGGAAGAGAAAGGUGACCCCAGGCAAGCUGGACAGCCUGGGGGUUCUGCCCUGGGACCGUGGCUGUCCCUGGAAGGGGUCCAUUCAGAAGAGACCUGCCCUCUGGAGUGCUGAGGAGGAAGGAAAGCUGAGGCAGGCAGGGUGACCAGAGGGCUUUUUGGGGGCCACCUGGCUGGCUCAGUCGUUAAGCAUCUGCCUUCAGC